CGAGACACAAAUAUUCAGUUAGUGCAAAGUGCUUGAACUGGUUAGGUGGAUAGAUAAUGUUAGAUACUAUAAAAGAAUUCCUGGACUGCAGGUUUAUAAAGGCUUAUAAACAGGCUUCUGGAACCACUUGUACUCAAGGAAACAAUAAUGCGACCCCAAAGGAUGGCGUUCAGUGGCGUGGUAACAGGACAAGCAACGGCCAAUGCAAUGGAAACGGCUGCGGCCUCCGCUUCACCGGGAGCGACACUGAAAACGGCGGCGGCUUCAAUGGCUCUGAAGACUCAGCCGCAGGAGGGCCGGACCAGCUGGAGGGGCCGGGCGCAAUUGAGAAUGACACUAUUCACCUCAAGAGACGGGUGGGACUCAUCAGUGGGGUGGCUUUAAUUGUCGGGACCAUGAUAGGUUCCGGAAUCUUCGUUUCCCCGUCGGGCCUGCUUGAAAGGACCGGAUCAAUCGGGAUGAGUUUUGUGAUAUGGAUGGCGUGUGGGCUCUUAUCACUUCUAGGCGCUCUCGCGUACGCCGAACUGGGCACUAUGAACACGUCAUCCGGGGCGGAAUAUGCCUACUUCAUGGACGCUUUCGGGGCUCCCCCAGCAUUCUUAUUCUCCUGGGCCAGCACCCUCGUCCUUAAACCGUCACAAAUGGCGAUUAUUUGCCUCAGUUUUGGAAAAUACGCAGUCGAGGCUUUCGUCAGCGAAUGCGAACCGCCCGAAAUCGUCGUCAAGAUGGUGGCUCUACUUGCAGUCGUUGUUAUCCUCUACGUCAACUGCUACAGCGUCAAUCUGGCAACGAGUGUACAAAAUGUCUUUACUGCGGCUAAACUGGUCGCGGUUUUUAUUGUUAUAGCGGGAGGCACGUACAAGAUGUUUGAAGGUAAUACUCAGCAUUUGCGGGAGCCUUUUAGAGGCACGAGGUCCUCCGUGGGGAACAUUGCGACGGCUUUCUAUACGGGGCUUUGGGCCUAUGACGGCUGGAAUAACCUCAAUUAUGUCACCGAGGAAAUCAAAAACCCAUCACGUAAUUUGCCAAUGAGCAUAAUUAUCGGAAUCCCGCUGGUAACCAUCUGCUACGCCCUCAUCAACGUCUCCUACCUGACAGUGAUGUCCCCCAUGGAGAUGAUAACCAGCGAAGCGGUGGCUGUCACCUUUGGUAACCGUCUUUUGGGCGUGAUGGCCUGGUUGAUGCCCCUUUCUGUCACCAUUUCGACCUUUGGUUCUGCAAACGGCACUCUUUUCGCUGCUGGUCGGUUGUGCUUUGCGGCAAGUCGCGAAGGUCAUCUCUUGGACAUCCUCUCCUACGUCCACAUUCGCAGAUACACUCCAGCGCCAGGUCUUAUUUUUCACUCGCUGAUUGCCGCCGCUAUGGUACUUUAUGGUACCAUCGACUCGCUGAUUGACUUUUUCAGUUUCACUGCGUGGAUUUUCUACGGGGGAGCAAUGCUGGCUCUGAUUGUGAUGCGACACACUAAACCCAACUAUCCUAGGCCCUAUAAGGUGCCAAUUAUCAUUCCUUAUGUGGUAUUAGUGAUCUCUUUCUACCUGAUAAUAGGUCCUAUAGUAGACAAGCCUACCAUUGAGUACCUGUAUGCAACGCUGUUCAUUUUUAGUGGGAUGGUUUUUUAUGUCCCGUUCGUGCAUUACAAAAUGCGGAUCCCAUUCAUGGACGGCGUGACUGUUUUCUUGCAGAUGAUAUUUGAAGUAGCACCAACAUCGACAAUGUUGGAGUAGAAAGGCAGAAAGCUCAAAUUUAUAUAUUUGUAGCUGUUAGUAGGUCAUGGUUACAGGUAAAACUCUUGGUUUCAUCUAUACAACGUUAUUUUUGUGCUUACUGUGACUUGAAAAUGUGUAGAUGGAACUAGAUGAAAAUUAUAAAUGUAAAAUGUAGGUAAAUUGCACGGAUCAUUCCCAACCAUCGGAUAUCUCAUGGGGUGCAACGUGAAUAUCCAUAAUUGUUUCGUUCGUUCAAAUAAAAUUAGUGUCAAGCAAUAAAACUCUAGAGUGAACGUAUUAUACAGUAGAUAAAUGUUAAAUUUACUCGGUGUAAUAACGUCGAUGUUUGUACAUUUCUAGCUAAUUUUAUUUGAAUUUGAUAGUUGUGCAUUUUAUAUGAAGUAUACAUUUAUUACAAAAAGUCUGACUUUUUUUAUGAACUUAUUUUUAUAUUAGUGCAAGUUCCUGUAACCAUGAUUAAAAAAUUUCAAAAUACAUUAAAUUGACAUGUUUAAGGUAAAAAUAUGACUCUGUAAUUCCUUACCUAAACACUGUUAAUUGUUAUUUUGGGUUUUCUAUAAUUUUUUAUUUCACGUUUUAGUUCUAAACUAAAAGAUUCGAAUCUUGAAAGAGAGUAUUACAGCAGUUAGAUGAUGGGGAUAUUAUUUUUCAACAUUUCUAUUUUAAUCAAAGUACCUGUUAAAUAAGAUAAUGAAAAAAAAAAGUAUUUUCUUUAUAUAGUCACUAACAUAUCUAAAAUACUCUCGAACGAAUCUUGGAACAUCGAUUUUACGCAAAAAUUGUUGUUUUUAUCAUUUGAUAAUAGCUUUUGUAUAAAAUUUAGAAAAGUAACAUUGUUGCCAAAUGUAAAGCAUAUAUUGUUGUGCAAUAUAAAUAAAUAUUAUAUUGUAAUAC
Molecule: messenger RNA, 2624 nt
Organism: Tribolium madens (black flour beetle)
Lineage: Eukaryota; Metazoa; Arthropoda; Insecta; Coleoptera; Tenebrionidae
Gene: sbm
Product: b(0,+)-type amino acid transporter 1
Exons: 10
Coding region: 57-1727 (556 amino acids)
Biological process (GO): amino acid transmembrane transport
Cellular component (GO): membrane
Molecular function (GO): L-amino acid transmembrane transporter activity
Source: RefSeq, a predicted model, not a curated record